Molecule: messenger RNA, 2519 nt
Organism: Astyanax mexicanus (Mexican tetra)
Lineage: Eukaryota; Metazoa; Chordata; Actinopteri; Characiformes; Acestrorhamphidae
Gene: cep15
Product: chromosome 24 C3orf14 homolog
Exons: 4
Coding region: 332-775 (147 amino acids)
Source: RefSeq, a predicted model, not a curated record
GCCAUGGACACGGCGAGGCUUGCAGCAGCUGCUGUAGAUUUACUCGGCUAGUUAGUCAGUUUGAGUUGUGAGUUUCUCUGCGAUAACCCGUAUUUUUUAAUGAAAUUUGUGGCUAAUUCAGUUUUUUUAGCAGCCCAGCUGUGAAUUCAUUACUUGCAGAGCCAGGCGGACGCAGACACCGCUACAUUUAGGCUCUGGAGUGUUUUUGUUAAGCUAUGUUUAAAAAGCUAAUAAGCUAACGCUAACUUGUUAGCUAUGUAAGUUAGUUAACCUAGCUAAAUAGCUAACUAGCCUAGCUAAAUAAUUGUAUUCAAUAUUUACCGACGUCUAAAUGGCCUCUAAUCUAAAUGAAGAGGUUGAACUCAGCAAGAAACACGAGGAAAUUUUGGGGAGGAGAGCUGUUUUACUGCAACAGAUGGAGAUUUGUUAUGAACAGCAGAAGGCCAAGAAAAAGCAGCAGGCCAUGGCAUCUCAAGCUGCACAUGAAAGAAACAUGAAAAUAUUGGAGGAUUUUCAAAAACUAGAAAACUGUCUCCAGACGCGACCACUCCUACAUCCAGAUGUCAUUAACCUCCAGACCCGUUAUUGGGCAUCUGUGGAGCAGAAGCUUCCAGAAUGGGAGAACUACUUACUGGGAAAGGGUCCAGCACCUGUAACUGAAGCGGGACAAGGAUGUUAUGGACACAGAGGUACCCGGCAAGACUCCUCACCUGCAAGGGACAAGGGGAAGCCUCCGCGGCCCAAACCAAAAUCUGUCAUUGGACAUUGCCUAUAAUGCCUAUACUCCACUGGCCUGGUCCAGUGGGUGGAGGCUUAUCUGCUCACCCUGCUUACAUAUAAAGCACAUGUAGUUUGGAGAGGCAUAGCGUACAAUUUGUGUUUAUGUCAGAGUAUGUUACACACCUAAAGUUUUAAAUUACUCCUCAAAAUUAAGAAAUCUCACGGCCACCACAGCCUAGGAUCAUUAGCAGCAUCCGCAGCCUGGGCGGUCUGAGAGGGGAUGUCCAUAUGGGCUGUGUGUGAGUGUGUGUGGGUGUGCUAAUUUCCUUCCACUUUGGUUAGUGUUGUGAGUAACACACUUCCAAAUAAUUCCUGUGUGUGAUUUAUUUAUAUGAAAUUUAUAAAUAAAAUGCGGUCUGACACCUAGCUUGAUUAUUAAACAGUGGGAGGAUGUGAAUGGGCAGCAGAACUAUUUCUAGGAUAGUUAGUAGCACUAACAGGUCACAGUCAUUGCCACUCACUGCAGGUGCUGUCCUCUGUGGGUUGUUUUAUUGGCCUUCUAAGACAUGUUUCCGGUACAUACAUCCGACUGUGGAUUCAGGAAUGUUAAAUGCCCACAAAUCUUUGGAAAUGGAAUCUUUCUGUCCCAUCCACCCGCUAUCAGGCCUCACUCAAACUCUGAUGAUGUAUGUUACUUUAUCAUGAGUAUGCUGGCAAGUGUUCAGCUUCACUCACAAGAGAACACCUCACAACUUACACGACAGGUAUAUAUUUAAGCAAAAAUACACCAGAGGGAGUGCGUGUAAUAGGCCUCAGUUAAAAUAGCUCCAUUGCUGCUCUGUUUGUAGCUGUGCUGUUUGGCAUGUAAGCGCUGAGUCAUUGCUAGGUUACCUGUACGUGGUGGAGAAACGGCACUCACAAAACACCUCUCAGCCAAUCACAUUGCAGGAUUGAACCAACUGUUGUAUAAUAUUUAAUAUACAAACUGUUAUCCCAUCACUUUUGGCACACAUUUGCACACUAAACUUAUCAAGCUUUGUUUCUUAUAUUAAGAAGAAAUAGAAAUAGAAGAAAUGCAAUAUGCAUUAUAAAAUUUGAAUUGCUGAACUUAAUAUUGGCAAUUCAUCAACAGUGGCAUUUUUUAAAUUCUUUAAAACCAUAAUUUAUUUGUAUUAUUACAGUAUUCAUUAUUUUAUUUGCUGAAAUGAUUGGUAUUACAUCAGAUUUGUUGUUUUCCAAUCUUGUGAAUGAAAACUCUCAUACAUAAGUAUUUUCAAUUAUUUGUAAAAUCUGAGAUGCAAAAACCUUGAAUCUCCAUUUUUGACAUGUUUACUUUUUGACAUAAUAUAAAUCUGGCAGUUUUAACAUUGUAUCACCAUUUCAAGAUGAAUUGGCCAACAGAAAUGCUCCAAAAUCUUUUUACAUUCACUUUUAUUGAAAGUUAAUGAUUUUUCCUUCUCCUGUAAAUGCCAUUUUGGAGAUACAAGGUUAUGAAGUGUGAAACACUUUAAUGCACCAUGCUUUUCCAAUAUUAUUUAGUGUAAAUUUGAUCAUUUAGCUAUGCUUUAUAUUUGUAGGCUCAACUGAUUGACUUUAUGACUGUCUCCACAAGGUGGUGCACUAGUAUCAGUAGUACCAAUUCAAACUUCUCAUUCCUAUUAGUUAAACAUGUGUGGAUUUGAGAUUUGAUUGGUUUAUGUUUGUACUCUGAAAAAAUACACUCUGUGGACAAAAGCAUUUAGACACAUAUAUUUAUAAUUUCUUGUGAAAUCAAUGGAAAUAAAAAAGAGUUUAUUCUA